UCAGACAUUUGAAUUCUCGAAGACGUUUCGGGAAGCAAAAUCUGAGCCGCAGUGAAAGGUUCAGAUACAGUGCAUGGGGAACAUGGACAAGGACCGGCAGAAGGUCGUCGCCACGUGGAUCGGCCGGAUGGAGGGCGUCAACCACAAGAACGUGAAGAAGGCGCAGAAGGAUCUCACCAAGGAGGUCAAGUCCAUCGUUCCUUCGGCCGGCACGCUCUAUGGGAUCUGUGAGAACUUUGAUACCUAUCAGCAUGGAGGUUUGUUUCCGCUGCUUCAUCUGAGUGAAGAUUCGGGAGUCGUGAACAAAUUACUGAACACAGACAGCUUUCUGGACAGUGAUGUGCUAGGCCCCGGCAACAUGGUGGACCAAGGCGUGUUUGAGGAAGUGGCUUGUAUCACCCCACAGAUCGAAGGCUCUGGUACAACGAACUCUGUCAUAGCUGUUUCUGCCUUUAAGAGCAUAGAAACAUCACCCAAUGCAAAGCUUAUCAAAGAAUGGAAGCAAUGGACGGGUGCAAGAGCUUUCCUGCAAGACAUAGUAAUGGCAGGAUUAGAGUGCACCAAGAUUAGGUUCCUCGUCAGAGUAGCCCCGACGGAAGAGCCUGAAGGAUUCUACUACAUGCUAACGACUGAGGUGCCCAUCCGCGAACCCUCUGACGAAGGGCUGUUCGUCGACACCCUCCAGCGCUUCAGGGUCGAGCGCUGGUUCGGCUACAACACGAUCUAUCGCAAGAUUGGGUAGCCAUCUCCUGAAGAACCUGAAGCGGCAGGCUGUCCGGCCUCCUCCUCCUAGUCGUCUCCUCCUCCUCCUUCUUACGCCUAUUUUCCUUUUUUAGUGUGUAUUUUAUGGGUCACGUACACGAUUGUUUUUUUCUUUCUUUUCUUUAUACAGAUUUUUGAAUGUAUGAAUCUGUAUGUG
Molecule: messenger RNA, 919 nt
Organism: Penaeus vannamei (Pacific white shrimp)
Lineage: Eukaryota; Metazoa; Arthropoda; Malacostraca; Decapoda; Penaeidae
Source: RefSeq, a predicted model, not a curated record